Messenger RNA from Angiostrongylus costaricensis, 336 nucleotides. The record is from the annotation of a GenBank genome assembly. Lineage: Eukaryota; Metazoa; Nematoda; Chromadorea; Rhabditida; Metastrongylidae.
AUGCAAUUGAUGACAUCAGACAAUGCCGAAUGGAUUGACGCCAAUGGCGAUCAUGAGCUGAAGAAGGGUUCUGAAAGAUAUGGAUUAGACAGCAAUCUACAUCUAAUUCUUGAGCGGACAAUUUCAGUUCUCGAAAAUUUCGACGAAACUCACGGUAUUCUCAAAAAUUUCGAAUACUGCGAUCAGAGGCAGCGCUCGGUACUCAGAAGUAAGGAGAGUGCGGAACAGCCAGCAUACCAUCGAACAAUCGUGGGUGCGUUUCCGAACCGUAAUGAAAGGGAAGUGCAGAACGGAUUGAUAGCUGACACGGUGAUUUUCACCAGAGAAACACUUUGA